CGCGGCCCGAACUCCGAGCGAGAUGGUCGUCAGGUGGAGGGUGCUGCUGAUGCUGGUCAUCAGCUCGACGACGUCUUCCAUAGCGUCAGCCGACGUCAGUGGAGAUGCUUCCGUCAGCGGCGUCAGUGGAGAUUCUGCCGUCAGUGGAGAUGCUGCCGUCACCGACCAGUGUCCCAUCCUCAACAUCCCAGAUCUGGGCAGUCUUUGCGGAACCACUGACAACAGUGCCUGGUCCAACAUCACCCUCUACAAAUACCACAGUAUCCCUUACGCGCUGCCGCCAAGCGGACACCGUCGUUUCAAGCCUCCAGAGCCAGCUCACCCUUGGAACGGCGUGCUCGAUGCCUCUAAAUUUGGAAAGAAAUGCCCUCAGGCCAACACAGAAAAAGAGCUGAGAGAUCUGAGGAUGAGAAUCAAUUCGGGAGAGGACGUUGAGGAUUGUCUUACAUUGAAUGUUUACACACCAGUUGCGCCAGAAAAGUGUGACAAAAAUCGUUUACUUCCUGUCAUGUUUUAUAUCCAUGGAGGAUCUUUCAGAGUUGGUUCAGCCCACAACUUCCAACCCAAUUACCUUCUUGACAGCGGUGAAGUUGUUUUAGUCGUGGCUCAGUACCGAUUAGGCCCUCUUGGAUUCCUUUCCUUGCAGACAGAUGAGCUUCCAGGGAAUAUGGGAUUCAUGGACAUGGUUUUAGCAAUGAAGUGGACACAAAAGUACAUAAGGUUUUUCUGCGGAGAUAGCUCGAAAGUGACACUGUUCGGCCAAAGUGCCGGAGGGGCGGCAGUCACACUCAUGAUGGCCAGCCCUCUUGUUUCACCUGAUAUGUUCCAGAGAGUGAUAGUUCAGAGUGGAUCGUCACUAUGCGACUGGGCGUUGGACCGGGACCCGGUGGAGCACGCCAAAAGGAUUGCUGAGCUGGCAAAUUGCACCGAUCAGAACUUAGACGAGCUGGCACUGUGUCUUCACCGCACCAACACCUGGGAGCUCCUAGUCGCCCAUUCUGACUUCUUAACUGAAGUAUUGGUGACUGAGGGCCAAGCUGUUAAAGGGAACAACGGAGGUAACCAUGCAGUUAUACAGGCAGCUGGUCCCAAUGCAUUCCUCAUAGAAGAUCCCCAUGUCUUGUUCAAAGAAGGACGCUACAGACAUGUUCCAAUGAUGGCCGGCAUUACAAAGCAUGAAGGAAGCUUUUUCCUUGGAAAUAUUUACGAUUUUAUUCUUGUACGGGAUAAUAACACAAACGAUACUGAGUAUUUGAAAAAAGAAUUUAUCAAGGACACCCUUAAAUUCAGUGGAAUCGAUGAUACAACUGGAGCCGUAACGGAUACUUUUCAAGACAAAUAUUUCAAGGAUGAUGAAGUUGGCAAUUUUACAGCUAUGAUACCAGGCCUCAUUGAUAUUUGUGGAGUUACAUUAUUAAAAGCAUGUCUGCUGCAACAAAUUAGACACAACAGGCAAUUACAACCGAGCUAUUUGUAUUCGUUCAAUUAUAAGGGUCAUCUUACAAAAUUUGGGUAUGGAGAAGAGGUCAACUAUCCCUUUGGCGGAGGGGUUGCUCACUCAGAUGAUUUGAUCUACCUUUUUCCUCACCCCAAAGGUGAACUGAAGCCUCAUGAGGUGGAAGUCGCUAAAACAGUAGUGAAAAUUUGGACCAGUUUUGCAAUUGAUGGACAGCCGUACGUGAAUGAUGAUGUUGAGUGGCUUCCGAUGAGCACCGCCAAUGGUCCCUACUUGAGGAUAGCACUGCCAAGCCAGCUCAAAGAAAAUUUCAUGCACGAAUACAACAUAACAGUGACGGAAGGCUACGAUGACAUAGAGGACAUGUAUCGAACAUCUGACGGCCAAAACUUACGAGCUUUCAAUUUGGGUCUCUCACUCACAAUCCUCUUAUUAAGCCUGCGAUUUCUCUGAUGGUACUAGGGCGACUAUUAUAGAGUGAAUUUUAGGCGAAUCAAUGCUUUGACCAAUCACUUUAUGAACGACGCUUGGAAACGGCUGAAGAUCAUAAGUGACUAAUAGAUGUAAUUUUUAGUGUGAUCAUGGAGUAUAUGAAUGGUGCAAGUUAAUUUAAAACUAUAAUGUAGCAUGCAACAAUGAUUGAAUCUUUUUAAAUUUACGGGAUACGUAUUGAUACCGUUCAAACUCAAUACAAUUUAAUUUUAUAUUGAAUCAGUAAAUAUUUAAUAAUCAUUAACUUAUAGAUUUAGAAAAAUAGUCUUUGAACGAUCAUUUUUUAAUCACUACAGAGGACUUUGAUCUGCAAUUCAAUGAUUAGAAAGUUUUUUGUGACGUGUAAAGAGAAUCUCAAUAAUUUACUAUCUUAUAAUAAAAAUCCACUGUUAUGAUACAAAAGAAAUGCUGUAAAUUUUAGAAUAAAUUGAUUUUUCUA
Molecule: messenger RNA, 2387 nt
Organism: Nilaparvata lugens (brown planthopper)
Lineage: Eukaryota; Metazoa; Arthropoda; Insecta; Hemiptera; Delphacidae
Product: esterase E4
Exons: 11
Coding region: 23-1909 (628 amino acids)
Source: RefSeq, a predicted model, not a curated record